AUGUUUCCACUCUAUUUUCAUUACGAAGAUGUAUCACGUCAGGAUCCGUUGCUCAAACCGAAUUCACCCAACGUUAUGGAAGUUCCUGGAUUGUGUGAAAGUAAGGAGUAGUACACAAAGGCACCUAGUGAUUUCAUAAUCAAAAAAUGGAAAAAUUGGCUAUGGAGGAUUCCGUGCGGUCAGAAAUUAAUAGAGACACAAAGGGGUUCGACAGGAAAGUCGUUUCGAUCCAAUCCAUUCGUGGGGUCAAAUAAAGACAAAAAAGGAUAUGUCAGUGACCUAGCACGACCAAAAGGCACUCUCCGAGGGCAUGGAAUGUCUAAUUUCGGUUUCAGAAUCUCGACAGUAAUGUCUCUCUUAGAAUUCUCCGGUCGAAUACGGGAAAACUCCAUUCAAUUCUCGAUGGAAAACGGAGUUUGCGGAAUUCUCCCCAGAACUGGAGAUCAUUUUCGCGAUCUCGAACAUAUUCUAGGUUUCAAUGUGACUAUUGCACUUCGGGCCAACACCCAAGAUGAGGACUUUAAAACCACGUGA
This is a messenger RNA of Jatropha curcas, 534 nucleotides long. NCBI's taxonomy places the organism in Eukaryota, Viridiplantae, Streptophyta, Magnoliopsida, Malpighiales, Euphorbiaceae. The record is from RefSeq and is a predicted model, not a curated record.